AAAAUAAUUAGGUAAUUUUCUGAAAAUGGCCUAUAAAUGAUUAAGAAAAGGGGCCAUAUUCUGUGACUUUUUUAACCCCAAUUUCGGCGAUCGACGGCGAAAUCCGCGAGUUCUCCGUCUACAAGACCCAUUUUUGCGAGUUUGCUAAACGCUUAAGAGAUCGAAAUGGCAACUUGCAAGCAGUUCUCCAGAAUCGAUACUUCUGAGCUCAAAUCUCAGCUGUUCAGGAAGCUUGGCCGCCAAAGAGCAGAGAAGUACUUCUACAACCUCAAGAGAUUACUCAACUCGAGACUCAGCAAGUUGGAGUUUGAGAAAUUGUGCUAUAGUAUUCUUGGGAAGGAAAACAUUGCCCUCCAUAAUUUGUUCAUCAGAUCAAUCCUUAGCAAUGUUUGUCUCGCGCUUGCUCCGCCUAGUAGAGAGACUGUUACCGGAAAUUCACGCACGUCGAAAAUUUCCAGCAUUGGCGAAAGCUUCCCUCCAUCGCCUCGGAGGGGAAGAUCCAUAAACAGCAGGGACCGAAGAUUAGCUGAGCGGUCUAGCCUUCUCGGGCCUUAUGGAAAAAUUCCUCCGGGACAUGUUCAAGAAGCGACUAAUUCUUGUGAUUUACAAAGGUCGAGAGAGCAGCAAAGUGCCCCGGAGUUGAUAUCUAUCGGCAGCAAAGCACUAACAUCUGUGGAAGAUGGGGAAGAGGUCGAUCAGUUUCGAUGUAGCCCGAGUGUUCAGAGUAGAAGUCCUUUAAGGCCUCCCAUAGGCGUUCCGGCAACUGCUGGCGAUCGUUCUUGCAAGUCUCUUCGUUGUGGCUUGGCAUCGAGCUUUCGAGUUGGUCGGUCGAAUAUUCUCGAGAGCUGUUAUCGUACUUCAGAACUACCAGAUUCAAGGGCCUUGAGGGGUUGGUUGGAACGGAAGUUGCAGGUUCAGGGUCUUGGUUUGUCAGUUGAUUGUGCUAAUGCAUUAAAUCAUGGAAUGGAUGCAUUCUUGAGGAGGUUGAUCAAGCCUUGCGUGGACCUUGCUAAAGCAAGGCGUAGUAGUUCGAAUAGGAUGAAUCGAGCUGAAAGAAGUACUUUGCCUAAUAUGAAAGGUCUAUGGCAAGCGCAAACAUCAAGUGGGUGCUAUUAUAUUUCUUCGCAUGAUUUCCAAUUGGCAAUGAACAUGGAUCCUGAUUUACUCGGAGGUGAUUGGCCCCUACAGCUCGAGAGAAUGCGCCUGCAUUUUUCAGAAGGUUGAAAUCUGACUCACUUAUUCAUGGUGAUUCCGAACAAUACAAGUUGAGGAUCCGAUUCCUCUUGAAGCUUUGAAUACUGAUGACGCAAUAAUAUGCAUCUAAUGUGUUCACAAGAGUGAAAAGGAAAUUCUAGGCAUCUGAAUUUUUAAACCCACCAGCAUCAUGGAACAUGGCAUAAAGGAUAAUGACAUACACCUCCUUUAUAGGUUUGUGCUGAUUUCUUGUGAUGGAUCUUUUUACAUCCUUGUCAAUUAGGCUGUAAAAAUUUAAAUUGGAAAGCAUUGCACAAGAAAUUUUAAGUCCAUAGUGAUUUCUGAGAA
Molecule: messenger RNA, 1542 nt
Organism: Zingiber officinale
Lineage: Eukaryota; Viridiplantae; Streptophyta; Magnoliopsida; Zingiberales; Zingiberaceae
Exons: 2
Coding region: 166-1224 (352 amino acids)
Biological process (GO): regulation of transcription by RNA polymerase II
Cellular component (GO): SAGA complex
Molecular function (GO): transcription coactivator activity
Source: RefSeq, a predicted model, not a curated record